Molecule: messenger RNA, 6531 nt
Organism: Octodon degus (degu)
Lineage: Eukaryota; Metazoa; Chordata; Mammalia; Rodentia; Octodontidae
Gene: Specc1l
Product: sperm antigen with calponin homology and coiled-coil domains 1 like
Exons: 16
Coding region: 159-3515 (1118 amino acids)
Biological process (GO): actin cytoskeleton organization
Cellular component (GO): filamentous actin; microtubule organizing center
Molecular function (GO): protein binding
Source: RefSeq, a predicted model, not a curated record
GGGCGAGAGGCGCCGCGGGGUUGGUUGCUGCCCUGGGGCCGGAGUCAACGGAUCCGGGCCGCGCCACCGCGCGACCUCGCUGCCCGGUCUCCGCGCGAAGCGAGCGAGGCGGUGCUGCGCGAUUUGAUUGUAAAUGCAUCAUAAAGAGGCAGCCCAGAAUGAAGAAAGCAAGCAGGAGUGUUGGCUCAGUGCCUAAAGUGUCUGCGACAAGUAAAACACAAACGGUAGAGAAAAUUAAGCCUGAAAACAGCUCUUCAGCAUCUACAGGAGGAAAAUUUGUAAAAUCUGGAACUGCAGCAUUAUUGUCAAAGACCAAGAGCAGUGAUGAUCUUUUAGCUGGAAUGGCUGGCGGGGUAACAGUGACUAAUGGUGUUAAAGGAAAGAAAAGUAUCUGCCCAUCUGCAGCGUCUUCAGCAUCAGCCCCUGCCAUGACCACUGUGGAGAACAAAACCAAGAUCAACACAGGCACAAGUUCUUCAACCAAGCGGAGCACUUCUGCAGGUAAUAAAGAAUCCAGUUCUACUAGAGAAAGAUUACGUGAACGUACUCGAAUAAACCAGAGCAAAAAACUACCUUCUGCAGGUCAGGGAGCCAAUGAGGUGGCAUUGGCUAAACGUUCCCGCAGUCGCACUGCUAUGGAAUGUGAUGUUCGUAUGAGCAAGUCUAAAUCGGACAAUCAGAUCAGUGACAAAGCUGCUUUAGAAGCUAAAGUGAAAGAUCUUCUCACACUGGCAAAAACCAAAGAUGUGGAAAUUUUACAUUUGAGGAAUGAACUCCGAGACAUGCGUGCUCAGCUGGGCAUUAAUGAAGAUCACUCUGAGGGUGAUGAAAAGUCUGAAGAGAAGGAAACCAUUGUUGUUCAUCAUCCAACUGAUGUUGAGUCCACUUUAUUGCAGUUGCAAGAACAGAAUACUGCCAUCCGUGAAGAACUGAACCAGUUAAAAAAUGAAAACAGAAUGUUAAAGGACAGGUUGAAUGCCCUGGGCUUUUCUUUAGAGCAAAGGCUAGACAAUUCUGAAAAACUGUUUGGCUACCAGUCCCUAAGCCCAGAAAUUGCCCCUGGUAACCAGAGUGAUGGGGGAGGAACUUUGACGUCUUCAGUGGAAGGCUCAGCACCUGGGUCGGUGGAGGAUCUCUUGAGUCAGGAUGAAAAUACAUUGAUGGACCAUCAGCAUAGUAACUCGAUGGACAACCUAGACAGCGAGUGCAGUGAGGUGUACCAGCCCCUCACCUCAAGUGACGAUGCUCUUGAUGCACCAUCAUCUUCAGAGUCAGAGGGCAUUCCAAGCAUAGAGCGCUCCCGUAAAGGGAGUAGUGGAAACGCGAGUGAAGUGUCUGUUGCCUGCUUGACAGAACGGAUACACCAGAUGGAAGAGAACCAGCACAGUACAAGUGAGGAACUUCAGGCAACUCUACAGGAAUUAGCUGAUUUGCAGCAGAUUACCCAAGAAUUGAAUAGUGAAAAUGAAAGGCUUGGAGAAGAGAAAGUCAUCCUGAUGGAGUCCUUGUGUCAACAAAGUGAUAAGUUGGAACACUUUAGCCGACAGAUUGAAUAUUUUCAUUCCCUUCUAGAUGAACAUCAUAUUUCUUAUGUUAUAGAUGAAGAUGUAAAAAGUGGACGCUACAUGGAAUUAGAGCAACGUUACAUGGACUUAGCUGAGAAUGCCCGUUUUGAGCGAGAGCAGCUUCUUGGUGUCCAACAGCAUUUAAGCAAUACUUUGAAAAUGGCAGAACAAGACAAUAAGGAAGCUCAAGAAAUGAUCGGUGCACUCAAAGAACGCAGUCACCACAUGGAACGAAUUAUUGAGUCUGAGCAGAAGGGCAAAGCAGCCCUGGCAGCCACCUUAGAGGAGUACAAAGCCACAGUAUCCAGCGAUCAGAUAGAGAUGAAUCGCUUGAAGGCCCAGCUGGAAAAUGAAAAGCAGAAAGUGGCUGAACUGUAUUCUAUCCAUAACUCUGGAGACAAAUCUGAUAUUCAGGAUCUCUUGGAGAGUGUUAGGCUGGACAAAGAAAAGGCAGAGACUUUGGCUAGUAGCCUGCAGGAAGAUCUGGCUCACACCCGAAAUGAUGCCAAUCGAUUGCAGGACACCAUUGCCAAGGUGGAGGAUGAAUACCGAGCCUUCCAAGAAGAAGCUAAGAAACAAAUUGAAGAUUUGAAUUUAACAUUAGAGAAACUAAGGUCAGAGCUGGAGGAAAAAGAGACAGAAAGAAGUGAUAUGAAAGAAACUAUCUUUGAGCUUGAAGAUGAAGUAGAACAACAUAGAGCUGUAAAACUUCAUGAUAACCUCAUUAUUUCUGAUUUAGAAAAUACAGUUAAAAAACUCCAGGACCAAAAACAUGACAUGGAAAGAGAAAUCAAGACACUUCACAGGAGACUUCGGGAAGAAUCUGCUGAAUGGCGGCAGUUUCAAGCUGAUCUACAGACUGCAGUGGUCAUUGCAAAUGACAUUAAAUCUGAAGCCCAGGAGGAGAUUGGUGAUUUGAAGCGCCGGUUACAUGAGGCUCAGGAAAAAAACGAGAAACUCACAAAAGAAUUAGAGGAAAUAAAAUCACGCAAGCAAGAGGAGGAGCGAGGUCGAGUAUACAACUACAUGAAUGCUGUUGAGAGAGAUUUGGCAGCCUUAAGGCAAGGGAUGGGACUAAGUAGAAGGUCUUCAACUUCUUCAGAGCCAACUCCUACAGUAAAAACCCUCAUCAAGUCCUUUGACAGUGCAUCUCAAGUACCAAACCCUGCUGCAGCUGCAAUUCCUCGAACACCUCUGAGUCCAAGUCCUAUGAAAACCCCUCCUGCGGCAGCUGUGUCUCCUAUGCAGAGACAUUCCAUAAGUGGACCAAUCUCAGCAUCCAAGCCCCUCACAGCCUUGUCAGACAAGAGACCAAACUAUGGGGAAAUCCCAGUUCAAGAGCAUCUGUUAAGAACGUCAUCAACUAGCCGACCUGCUUCUCUGCCAAGAGUACCUGCUAUGGAAAGUGCCAAGACCAUCUCAGUGACUCGACGAAGUAGUGAAGAAAUGAAGCGGGACAUCUCUGCAUCUGAGGGAACAUCGCCAGCCUCUCUUAUGGCCAUGGGAACCACGUCACCACAGCUGUCCCUGUCCUCCUCUCCCACAGCAUCUGUGACCCCAACCACCCGAAGCCGGAUAAGGGAAGAAAGGAAAGACCCCCUCUCAGCAUUGGCAAGAGAAUAUGGAGGAUCGAAGAGGAAUGCCUUAUUGAAGUGGUGCCAGAAAAAAACAGAAGGCUAUCAGAAUAUUGACAUCACAAACUUCAGCAGCAGCUGGAACGAUGGGCUGGCCUUCUGUGCACUCCUGCAUACAUAUCUUCCAGCGCACAUUCCAUAUCAAGAACUGAAUAGCCAAGAUAAGAAAAGGAACUUCACACUGGCCUUCCAGGCAGCUGAAAGUGUUGGCAUCAAAUCCACACUGGACAUUAAUGAGAUGGUACGCACCGAACGACCAGAUUGGCAAAAUGUGAUGUUGUACGUGACUGCAAUCUACAAGUACUUUGAAACCUGAGCAUACCAGGAGGAGCUGCUGCUGACUGGGGACUGCGGCAGUAACAAAGCAACACCAAGACCCUUAGCUAUGCACCCCUAAAGCUUUCGGCAACUCUGGGCCGUCCCACAGUGUGUGAGCCUCAGCCUGGACCUGUUCAUCAGAAGAACUCAGGCCUGUGGCUCAUAGCACACACCAGGGCCUCUCCGUGUGGCCUGUCUACCCAGUGCAUGUGGGCAUAGCACACAGCAUGCAGGCCAACUUCCUUCUGAAGACAGAUCGAACUCCAUUAGUGCCUAGGAUAUGAAAACAAAAGGCUGACACUCAGCUAAACUUGGGGGAAAGGAUUGGAUUAUAGGAGAUUUCUAGAGGUUGGUAAAAGGCUUCAGCUAUAGCACUUCUUGACUGUCACUCACUUGGGUCCCUUUGCUGGUGAGAACCAGGGGGAAAGUGGGUGCCUGGCAAUUGACUGUUCCUUAGUGCUAGGGCAGAACCAGCCUUGCCCUUUACAUGGGUCUGUUUUGUAGGAGCAUGUCACUACAGAAUUGGGAAAGCCAUCCCUUCCAUGUGACAGGGAUUUCCUGGCCACCACCAUGAAGGAGUUUUCAACUACAGUGAAGAAAACAUACAGAAGCACAGUGCAGAUGGUGCCAUGUCAUAGCCUGCAGCUGGCUAAGUCCACACUGCUAUUGCUGGGCCCCUGUUGGCAGGAAGCAGGCAGGACCCUUGUCUGGUAUUUGGCUACCUGCCUCCAGCUCCAGCUCUGGCUUCAGGCUUCUGAGAAAAGCGACUGAUCAAAGGGAGUUUUAGUUAAAAAUUUUGAUUUAUUAUGAGCAAUAUUGUGGAAGAUAGCUCCUAUUCUAUUAGUACCAAAGUUAAACUGUUUCAGGCCAGGAGUGGUAGAAUACAUGUGUAAUCCUAGAAAUUGAGAGGCUGGAGCAGGAGCCAUGCAUUCAAAGCCAGCUUGGGCUACAUAGUGAGACCCUGUCUUUAAAAAAAAAAAAAAAAGGGCAGCAAAACCAUAAAGUUAAAUUGUUUUAAUAAGCAUAGAAAUGAAACACAAAUCUGAGCAUGAUGCAGCAAGAACAGGGAGUGAAGUAGCAAGUAGCCAAGAAAAAGGACUUGCUUAAUGAGCACACAGUGUGACUUAGUCUCUGCUGAGUUGCUGAGAUGUACUCCUUUUGGGCAGGAAUGUAAGAAAGUGCCUUACGUCCCCUUGUCAGGGCAGCCCAUGUCUCCUCACCAGGGCGGGUGUCAGCAGGGAUUCAGAGCUCCAGGCCCGCCCUCCCUAGGUGCUGGAUCUGUGCUGUCUGAGCCAAAGCCUUACUCAGAGGUGGUCUUACUGCUGUCUUUUAGGCUGGGACUCAAAGCUCUUUUUGGGAGCAGGCAGCCCAUAUCUCAUGUAUGCCUAACACAGUAGUUGCUGGUUUGAACAAUGUCAAAACCUGUACCUUCCAGUUUAUGACUUUUGGGCACCACGAGGAAGACCGGUCACCAUGGAAAGCCUAGUUGCAGCCCCACUGACUGGGUGCAAGGAACAGGCUCCCCAGACCACUCAGUUCAGUCAUGGGCAGAGUUCAAGCACGAUGUUCUGUAUUAGGAGUCUAAUGCAUGUGUGGGGCCUAGAAAAGAAAGUAGCUGUUAGGAAGCAGGCUCUGAACGCCUGGGGCCUGCAGCGUUGUCAUCACCAGGUGGCUAGUGCUGCCCAUCCACCCUGGGUGAAUGUCCUCGCCCGGCAGCACAGGCUGCUGCUCCUGGCUAAGGCUUUUCGUGAAAUGUUGAUUUUCAACUAAAAGAGGCAGGUGGGCAGCGUUAACCUCAGAGGAGACCAGAGGAUACCCCAAAUGCCAGCUUCCACAGAUGCCAAGCCUGGUCCUCCCUGCCAAGUGCUGUUCUUCCUGUUGCUCUGCUGACAGCUGUCAGCUUGAGUGACUGCUCAUGUGUGAACCAUCUUUUUCAGUGUCUCUCCACUUAAUUUCUCUGAGUUCCUGCCUCUACGCUUGUUCACCUUCUAGAAAGCCUGUCCACUGUGUGCAUCCAGAGUGUCUGGUCAUAUUUUUAUUAUUUAUUAUGUGAUGGAGGGGCCCAUUAUGUGACUGAGAAGACUUCUGAGCCUGCAGUUGGCAGUUUUGUCCCUUGCUCGCCACAUAGGACCAACUCACAGCUCAUACUGGGACAGGGAAUUCCAGAAUCUUCUGAAGGAAGGCGGUGGUCACUGAUGGUCUGUCUCACUUGGAUGACAAGUCUCCUCUGGACACUGAGGGCCCAACAUCAAGCUUGGGAAUGGCAGCAGAAUCAGAGGUGGACUUGGGAAGGGCUGUCAUGGCCCCACCUGCCUGGAGGCUCAUCUCAGGGCCCCUAUCCCCCAUGAGGGUCAGACUGCCCACAUUGGCCCAAGGUCUGCAGAUGCCAGGACUCCAGUACUUUUGCCUUUCCUAGUAGGACCCUCACAACACUGUUGACUGUAUUCAUGCAACUAUAAUGGUCAUGUGUGUUUAAAAGUGGGUACUGCCUUGUAGCCUCCAGGAAGUCAUUUUGCCUCUUUAAGCACAAGCUUUAUUGCAAAAGGGCCAGUUACCUUUCUAUUUCUGUCAUAGGCUUCUGCUGACUGACUGAUGAUACUUGGUCAUUUUGUUCUAGUAAAUAUUCUUGAAUGUAUUAAAUUGUUAAGACACAUCUGGCUUGGAAUUUCCUAGCUUGCUCUCCCUACCCCUGUCCUUCAGACCCUGUGUCAUAUGUAUCCAGACUGCCUCUGAACCCAAACUGGAUCCCUGUCCACUUAAGAAGGCCACCUCUGGUCCAGCGUUCAGCCCGCUCACCAUGCACAUGGAGCACCCAGCCUGGAGUAGGAGACUGGUGUGCCUGCUGCAGCCCCUGCCACGCAGCCUCAGGCAGGUGUCUGGACUGUGAAGCCACAGCAUGGUGUAGGGUAGGUGAUCCCAGAGGUUCUGACCUAUGCUGGGACCAGAAUUUGUGAUGUGUGCUAAUACGCCAGAAACAGCAGCAGAGCUGCUCCGUCAGAGUGGAAGCCCCUGGC